UCGAGUAUCAUUCGUCUCUGUUUUAUUUACCUACAAUUCUGUUCUAAUCCUCCAUACAACAUAUGGUUCACGCGAACACGCAUUGAUGUUGAAUCCGGUGCUAUUGCAUGGCACAUUCACAACUCUUUCGACAGACUGCCUCAGCUAUAGGAUAUGUUACUCUCUUCCGGCAUAGAACAAUUUGCUGCCCAACUACUCGAUUUCAAUCCAACAAACCAAACUUCGUGUAUACGGAACCCACGAUGAGUGACGGCACAAGUUCAGCGGAAGAACGCGGCCCACCCCUCCAGUAUCGGUUGGUGGCAAAAUGCUCUCAAACCAAAGCCCGCGUCGGUGUGAUGUCAUUGAGACAUAGCAACGUUGACACUCCGGUAUUUAUGCCGGUUGGAACACAGGGUACACUGAAAGGAUUGCUUCCGGACCAGAUACUCUCACUUGGGUGUCAGAUCAUGCUGGGAAACACGUAUCAUUUGGGAAUGCGGCCAGGGACGGACAUACUCGAGAAGGCCGGUGGAUUGCAUAAAUUCAUGGGCUGGCCGCGGGCACUUCUGACGGAUUCCGGUGGCUUCCAGAUGGUGUCGUUGCUCGAGCUGGCAGAAAUAACGGAAGAAGGUGUUAAAUUUCAGUCACCUUAUGACAAAAGCGAAUGUAUGUUGACGCCGGAGCGGUCGAUGCAGAUUCAGAAUGCGAUCGGUGCCGAUAUAAUGAUGCAACUAGAUGAUGUGGUCAAAACAACUACCACUGGUCCGAGAGUGGAAGAGGCGAUGCAUCGGACGAUCCGGUGGCUCGAUCGGAGUAUAGCGGCUCAUGGGCGGGAUGAUGAGCAAAGCAUUUUUCCAAUUGUGCAAGGUGGCUUACAGCCCGAGCUGCGAAAGGUUUGCGCUGCGGAACUUACCAAACGGUGCACCCGAGGAUUCGCCGUGGGAGGACUCAGUGGUGGAGAGAGCAAGGACGAAUUCUGGCAAACUGUGCAUCUUUGUACGGACCUUUUGCCAGAGGAUAAACCACGGUAUCUUAUGGGCGUUGGAUUUGCUGCUGAUUUGGUGGUUUGCGUGGCUCUGGGAAUCGAUAUGUUCGAUUGUGUGUUCCCUACGCGAACGGCUCGUUUUGGCUGUGCACUCACUCGCCAGGGUCAGCUCAACCUGAAGCAACAUUGCUUCAAAAUGGAUAUGAGGCCAAUAGACCAAAAUUGUGACUGCUCAACAUGCAAGACGUAUACCAGGUCGUACUUGCAUCAUAUUGUAACGGUAGAACCGGUGGCGUGCAGUAUCCUUAGCAUUCACAAUGUUGCGUUUCAGCUCAAGCUUAUGAACGAUAUUAGGGAAAGUAUUAAAUCGGACACCUACCCAGAAUUCAUCCAAACGUACAUGAAAGAACGCUUCCCAGAUGACAAUGUACCCCAGUGGAUAAAGGACGCUCUUGCCGCGGUAAACGUGCAAGUUUAAAGCAAACAAGGAUUGUUAACGAUACUAGCCUCCUUAGGAGGGCUAGCUGAAAUAGUUUAUUUCUUACCACAUAACGGUAUCAUUAUGGUCAUAAAUUUACAUAAAUUCAUCCGAAUCAUUUCCUGCAUCAUAGUUGGUAGUCAUGUUUUCUGUUUUCAUCAGUGAGUUGUAGCUUCUCAAUUCGGCUUCCUCUCUGCGCCGCUUUUCCUCUUCCUUUUCCUUCUCGCGAACCGAUCGAUCCAAUCGUUUCUUGUCCGCUCGCUCGGCGGCGUCUCGUUUUUCUCGUUCCGCGCGGAAGUCCGGAUGUUCCUCGCGUUUUGUUUUAUUCAGCCGGUUCACUAUGUCGUUACUACGCUUCUCGAUGCGCAUCUUUCGCACCUCCUUAUCCUUGAAGAAGGAUACCUGGCCAACUUCCAUGGCAGGUGUUUUCUUGAGAUUCUCCCACAUAGUGUACACGAUGUCAAUGUUGUUCAUUUUGUUUCCGGUAAUACUGUUGGCCUUGACCAGUUGGCAGGCAUCUUCCAAAACUGCCGUAGGAAUGUCGUCCAAUGUUUGUCCCUGCGGUAUAUAAAUUUAACAAAAACCGUUGUAUAGCGCUGUGAAAUAAAAAUCAUCACUUACCGGUGCUAAUCGCAAAUAAACGUGGGCCGACGACACUUUGUCUACAUGGAACCAAACAUCUUCUGGCCAUCCCCAUUUAAUGAGAUCCUCAUCUGGAAAGAAGGAAACACAAAUCGUACAUAAAUCUUUACCAUUUCUUUUGUGAUUCAUGGCAACCGAAAAACUUACUUUCAUACUUAUCGAGACCCAUGAAGAGGGUCACCGGCGGUUGAACAACAUUGCUGGUGAAAUAGAAUACCAUCUCUUUUCAAAAAGGGAGACCGAUAUUCUUUGAGUCUCUGGAUGGCACCAGGUAUCGGCGAAAGGUUUAUCCUUGUUUUUUAAUUGCUAUCCUACCAAGUUCAGUCUUCGACGUCGCCUUUUCACAUGCUACGAAAUAUUUUAACAAAACGUCAAA
Toxorhynchites rutilus septentrionalis is the source of this 2463-nucleotide messenger RNA. It is a transcript of the gene Tgt, whose product is annotated as queuine tRNA-ribosyltransferase catalytic subunit. NCBI's taxonomy places the organism in Eukaryota, Metazoa, Arthropoda, Insecta, Diptera, Culicidae. The record is from RefSeq and is a predicted model, not a curated record. Gene Ontology annotation, molecular function: tRNA-guanosine(34) queuine transglycosylase activity. The transcript has 3 exons. Gene Ontology annotation, cellular component: cytosol. Bases 108 to 1445 code for a protein of 445 amino acids.